AUGGGUAAUAAAUCAACCAAAAUCAGUCCACCAAAGACAUUCACAAUACAACAAUUUGACUCCUCAGAAGAAGAGGAGAUCCGUUUAAAACUUACAUUGGCAACUCCCCGAGGAAAAAGUAAGAAACGAGAAUACACUGUUUAUACCAAAGAAGAUGUUAAAUUAACAAGCGAGUAUGUCAACAUUGUUUAUUCACCCAGACUUAAAACAAAAAGAAAGAACCCACAAGUUCCAAAGCUUUUGUUAAGUCAACAACCCAAUUCAAUAAAAAAUGAGUCACUUUCUUCAAGAACAGCAACAACAAAACAGCAAAAGUCACCAAGGAUAAAAUACAAAUCACUCUUUGGUCCAUCACAAACUGUGAUCAAUCAUUUCACUCUUUCUCCUAGAAAACAAACGAAAGAAUCCAUUAAAAAUGAUUUAAUUCUCAAGAAUUCAUUAUGUUCUGAUAAUGAUUUGAUUGCUUGGAACAAGGAAUAUAACCUUGUCUUCGACUCAAGUUUCGACGAAGUCAGUUCAAGAAGUUUUAAUGCAAAAGUGGUUGGGAGGAGUAACAUUUUAGUUACUAUGACUACCAAAGAUGGGUUUUUUCUUGGAUUUUCACAAGAGGGUCUUAUCCCCCCUUCUUCUAAAUACGGAAACGUCAAAACAAAAACAAAUGUGUUGCGGGUGUACGGCUUUGGUCACACACUCCUUGACUUUGUUCAAAAAAACAAUCACAAAGACGAUGUUGGGCUUAUAGUGUACCCAAGUACUGUAGGUGGCUUUAUCUUUUCAUGUGACUCUGCUUUUUGGCUUUCAGACGGGAAGAUCUACAUCCACCAAUGCUUAAAGACGGCUUACAACGUGAGUCCAGAAUGUCGAAACCCACUUCUGAGCAUCCACUUCAAAAAGUUUUUGAUUCUGGACAAGCUUUAUGUAUGGGAAAAGGUUGUGUAA
This is a messenger RNA of Entamoeba invadens IP1, 939 nucleotides long. RefSeq lists its product as hypothetical. The transcript has a single exon. Bases 1 to 939 code for a protein of 312 amino acids. NCBI's taxonomy places the organism in Eukaryota, Evosea, Mastigamoebida, Endamoebidae. The record is from RefSeq and is a predicted model, not a curated record.